GUCUCAGCGAGACGCGGUGAACAGAGGAGAUGCAAGAUGCUCAUGUCCUGCUUCCAGAUCUGACAUCCACCAACCUCCCCUCACACGUUUCUCGUCUUGCGUACUUCGCUGUGUUUGAUGGUCACGGUGGAUCUCGAGCGUCACAGUUUGCUGCUGAGAAUCUCCAUCAGACGCUGCUCAACAAAUUUCCAAAAGGUGACGUGGAGAACUUGGAGAAGCUGGUGAGGAAGUGUCUCAUGGAAACCUUCCGUCAGACUGAUGAGGAUUUUCUGAAAAAAGCCUCCAGCCAGAAACCCGCGUGGAAGGACGGCUCGACGGCCACAUGUAUGCUGGUGGUUGAUGAUGUUCUAUAUGUAGCGAACCUGGGAGACAGUAGAGCAGUGCUGUGUCGUUUGGAGCAGGCUGAGGAUUCUGGGAAAAGGAAGUGUGUGACUCUGGCUCUCAGUAAGGAGCACAACCCCACCAUAUAUGAGGAGCGCAUGAGGAUUCAGAGAGCAGGCGGCUCGGUCAGGGACGGCCGUGUUCUGGGAGUGCUGGAAGUGUCUCGUUCCAUCGGUGACGGUCAGUAUAAGCGCUGUGGAGUGAUCUCUACUCCAGACGUGCGCCGGUGUCAGCUCAGUCGAAAUGACCGAUUUGUUCUCUUGGCAUGUGAUGGGCUUUUUAAAGUGUUUUCUGGAGACGAGGCCGUUCAGUUCGUCCUCAACAUUCUGGAGAAUGAGACCGUGGAGCAGAGAGGGCAGAGUGAGGAGGCGGGACGAUUUGAGGCAGCUUGUCAGCGAUUGGCCAGUGAAGCUGUGAGGCGGGGCAGUGCGGACAAUGUCACUGUUAUUCUCGUCUCUAUUGAGUUCUAACAUCAUUACACACACACACACUCACACACACACACACACACACACACACACAUGCACACACACUCACACACACACACACUCUUUUCUGUCACACAGAUACACAUGAAUGCAUGAAUUCAGAGGAAGUACAUUGUGCUGAAACAAAAAUGAGGUUUAUUAUAGAGAUGUUUGAAUCUCAACUUGAUUUUAUAAUUUUUUUUUCCAAAGCAGGGCUUUUGAAAACACUGUGUCAGAUUUUAGUAUUUGUGUUGUUUGGCGUCAAAUACUAAACAAUAAACUUUUGUACAAUCUCAAA
Puntigrus tetrazona (Sumatra barb) is the source of this 1146-nucleotide messenger RNA. It is a transcript of the gene ilkap, whose product is annotated as integrin-linked kinase-associated serine/threonine phosphatase. Gene Ontology annotation, molecular function: cation binding; protein serine/threonine phosphatase activity. NCBI's taxonomy places the organism in Eukaryota, Metazoa, Chordata, Actinopteri, Cypriniformes, Cyprinidae. Gene Ontology annotation, biological process: protein dephosphorylation. The record is from RefSeq and is a predicted model, not a curated record.